UCCUUCGACUAAAGAUGCAGAAAUCAGUGUUUCUUCAGCUCCUUGCUGUCCUAGCAGUCCUAUCGUGGAAUCUCGCUGAUGCCAAAGCAUUUGAAGCAGACAAUGAAGUGUUGACGAUAGAAAAACGAGAUGAGGCUGUUAACGUUGCUCAAGAGGCAAACGAUGAAGAAGAGGAAGUCGUGACAAAACGGGAACCAGAAAAUCAAGAAGAAGAGGAAGAAGAAAUGGAAAAGCGUGAUCCAGAAAAUCAAGAAGAAGAGGAAGAAGAGGAAGAAGAGAUGGAAAAGCGCGAUCCAGACAAUCAAGACGAAGAAGAAGAAGAAAUGGAAAAGCGGGAACCAGAAAAUCAAGAAGAAAUGGAAGAGCGUGAUCCAGAAAAUCAAGAAGAGGAAGAAGAAAUGGAAAAGCGUGAUCCGGAAAACCAAGAAGAGGAAGAAGAAAUGGAAAAGCGUGAUCCAGAAAAUCAAGAAGAAGAGGAAGAAGAAAUGGAAAAGCGUGAUCCGGAAUACCAAGAAGAGGAGGAAAAGGAAGAAAAGCGUGAAACUGAAGAUGUUCAGACAGAAAAGACAGUCGAAGAAAAACGUGAGGACACACCGGCUUCUGAUAGUGAGGUUUCUGAUGUAGAAGAUCUUGAGGCAAGAACAGUUCAGGCUCGUUUCACUCUCGUGGAUCGCAGAGGUCGAAGGAUUAAUGGCGAGAGGGAGGGUCUCCUGCUGUUCAAUGGUGGAACUGUUUGUGACGACGGCUUCUCAACCAACUCUGCAAAUGCGGUCUGCAGGACAAUGGGCUACAGGAGUGCAACUCGUUUCAGACAUGGCCUCGUCUAUGGAACCUUUCAGAGCCGCAAAAGAAUUGGUCUAGACGAUGUGAUCUGUUCUUCUCACCACUGGGCUUCAUGCAGGUCGACUACUAGACACAACUGUGUACACAGUGAGGACAUCUUGCUGACCUGCCACGGAACCGGCUUCAAGUUGCUCAACAGAGCAGGACAUGUUGUGACUGGACAAAGAGAAGGUCUCCUCACCUACCAGCACGGCACUGUCUGCGAUGAUUACUUCAACUGGAAUUCUGCUCACGCCAUCUGCAGGGUCAUGGGUUACUCCUCUGCCGCCCGUUAUAGACACGGUCUGAGAUACGGAACCCAGCAGAGCCACAGGGCCAUUACCAUGGAUGAUGUGAGGUGCCGAUCCAGUUACUGGAACUACUGCUCCUACAGAUCUGCCCACAACUGUGUACACAGUGAGGACAUCUUCCUGACCUGCAGACCUGGCACCUCACAUGCUCACGGCUUCAGACUUGUGGACUGGAGAGGAGCAACUGCUGCACGUGGAUGUGAGGGUCUAUUGCUAUGGAAUGGCGGCACUGUCUGCGAUGACUACUUCAAUAUGAACGCAGCUCAUGCAAUCUGCAGAACCCUGGGAUUCAGGUCCGCCACCAGGUACAGGAACGGGCUUGCGUACGGGGCUAUGCAGACAAGGAAGACGAUCAGGAUGGAUAACGUGAGAUGUACUUCCAGAACCUGGAGCCGAUGUCAUUACUCUACCACACACAACUGCAAUCACGGAGAGGACAUCCUGCUCACAUGCCAUGCUUAGACUGGGGUACAAGAACACGGACACCAUGUAACCAAACAGACAUAUUAUCUGGACUACGGACUAUCAUUAUUAUUUCAUCCAAAAGUUAUUUGAAUUAUUGUGUUAGAAAAAAAGUUAUUUUAUGAAAAGUAUGUGCCCUAAUUUGUACUUUAUCUAACGUUUUGAAUUUUCGAAUGGGAAAUGAGUAUCUAUUGAAUAUUUGUAGUUAAUUGAUUAAAUCCUAUCAACCCUCCAUUAUAUAAUUAAUAAUAUC
Molecule: messenger RNA, 1848 nt
Organism: Bolinopsis microptera
Lineage: Eukaryota; Metazoa; Ctenophora; Tentaculata; Lobata; Bolinopsidae
Product: deleted in malignant brain tumors 1 protein-like
Exons: 1
Coding region: 15-1595 (526 amino acids)
Cellular component (GO): membrane
Source: RefSeq, a predicted model, not a curated record